CAGUGUGAAAUGGAAUGAAACAGUGGUAGCGCACUUUAGAACUGCAACAAUGACUACUCUAGAAGGUGCCAAGAAAAAGCAAAAAUACACUAGUGUACAUGAGGCAGUGAAAGCUGGGGAUGUAGAACAGCUGGCAUCAAUGAUAAAAAGUGGAGCCCAAAUAAAUGAGGUGGAUUUAGUGCACAAAUUCACACCGCUGCACUGUGCUGCACACGCUGGAAGUCUGGAGUGCCUUCACUGGUUGCUCUGGCACGGAGCUGAUGUGACAGAGGAAACGGUUGGAGGCUGGACAGCAGCUCACCUCGCAGCCCUCCGGGGACAAGAUGCUUGCAUGCAGGCUUUGUUACUAAGUGGGGCAGAGGCAGAGGCUGAGGAUGAAGGCGGGUGCACGCCGUUGCACCUAGCUGCAGCCCAUGGGCACUCUCAUACCCUGCACACCAUACUGCAGAGCGGAGCGAAUGUGAAUGCCUCGGACAGGAAGGACUGGAAGCCCGUUCAUUACGCUGCUUUCCAUGGGCGCUUGGGCUGUUUGCAGCUCCUCGUUAGAUGGGGAGCAUGCAUAGAUGAUGUGGAUAACAAUGGAAACCUUCCAGCUCAUCUGGCAGCAGUGGAAGGACACUUGCAUUGCUUUAAGUUCCUGGUCAGUAAAAUGGGCAGUGUUGUGCACACACUGAAAGCCAGGAACGACCAAGGGGAGACUCCGAGGGACUUGGCUGAACGGUUCUACAAAGAUAAGAUUCUGCAAUAUAUUGAUGGUGUGGAAAGAGACGGGGAGCAUGCAGAGACACAGGAAGUUUUAGCUUUCCCAGCUCAUGGUGCUGCUUUCAAAGGAGACUUGUUAGUGCUUAGAAGAUUAGUGGGAAAUGGAGUGAUCAAUAUUAAUGAGCGAGAUGAUAAGGGAUCCACUCUCAUGCACAAAGCUGCUGAACAGGGGCACAUCCAUUGCUUACAGUGGUUGAUUGAAACAGGAGCUGACUGUGACAUUACAAAUGACGCUGGAGAGACUCCAAAGGACGUAGCCAAGAGAUUUGCCCAGCUGGCAGCUGUGGAACUUUUGGCACAAAGAAGUGGGGACAGUAACUCCAGUGAUGAAGAGCUGGAUGCAAACAACAUCAAGUUUUUUGAAAGGCAUGGUGUGGAAGGUAGCACAGACAACAAAGGAGAUCUGACCCUGGAUGAAGCAGAGAAAAGGGAUGCACGCAUCAGGGCCUAUCACAAGAUUCAAGAACUCCAGCGACUUCUAGGGAUUGCCUACAGCAACUACAGACAGCUGGGAGGAAUAACCGAGGAGGAGAAGAAGAUGAAAAAAGAAGGAAGGGAAGCUGAGAAGGCUGUGAGGGAGCUGCGGGCACAGCUGGAACAGGAGCGCGUCAGGCGGGAGGAGCUGGAGGGACAGCUGGAUGGCUGCCGGGCCGAGACGCGCCUGCUCAGAGAGCGCCUGCACAGACCCCGCGGCCCCCCGGCCCCGCUGGAAGCUGAGACCAUCUCCAAGUCUUGCAAAGAGAAAGUCAAGAAGAACCCAGGCUGCAGCCCUGGAAGGGUGUUUGUGAGGCUGCGCUGAGGAGUAGCCCCCAUGGAGGAGGACGAGGAUGGUUGUAUUCUACUCAGCGCUUGCACAGCCCAGCUCCACACAAGCUGUGCCUCUCUGCAUUCCACUGAACUCCCUCUAGUUCUCUGGGAUAGAAAAUAUUUUUAAAUCACAGCACCAUCAUUUGUGAUUAUUAA
Molecule: messenger RNA, 1725 nt
Organism: Colius striatus (speckled mousebird)
Lineage: Eukaryota; Metazoa; Chordata; Aves; Coliiformes; Coliidae
Gene: ANKRD42
Product: ankyrin repeat domain 42
Exons: 12
Coding region: 50-1561 (503 amino acids)
Molecular function (GO): protein binding
Source: RefSeq, a predicted model, not a curated record